This is a messenger RNA of Mandrillus leucophaeus (drill), 2181 nucleotides long. It is a transcript of the gene RCL1, whose product is annotated as RNA terminal phosphate cyclase-like 1. Gene Ontology annotation, molecular function: RNA endonuclease activity. The record is from RefSeq and is a predicted model, not a curated record. NCBI's taxonomy places the organism in Eukaryota, Metazoa, Chordata, Mammalia, Primates, Cercopithecidae. Gene Ontology annotation, cellular component: nucleolus. Gene Ontology annotation, biological process: ribosome biogenesis; endonucleolytic cleavage of tricistronic rRNA transcript (SSU-rRNA, 5.8S rRNA, LSU-rRNA). The coding region runs from base 259 to 1380 and encodes 373 amino acids. The transcript is spliced from 9 exons.
GUGGCCCGGCGCGGUGGCCGCCCCGGUCGGGCGGGGAGGCGGGGAGGUGGCCACUGGCUCCGCCCCGCUCCCCUCUGACCCGGUGUCUAGUCUCUCCGUCUUCCUGUUCCAAACCACGUGGACGCGUCGGGGCUGCGGGAGGCAGCCCCAGCCGCCGCCGUCGGUGUCGCAGCCACCACCACCGCCGGGGUCACGGGUCCCGCGUCUGUCCGAAGUCGCCGCACUCGGGCUGCUCACGUCUCUGCGGAGGGCGCGCACAUGGCGACUCAGGCGAACUCCCUCAGCUACGCGGGGUGCAACUUCUUGCGCCAACGUCUGGUCCUGUCUACCCUGAGCGGGCGCCCCGUCAAAAUCCGAAAGAUUCGGGCCAGAGACGACAACCCGGGCCUCCGAGAUUUCGAAGCCAGCUUCAUAAGGCUGUUGGAUAAAAUAACAAAUGGUUCUCGAAUUGAAAUAAACCAAACAGGAACAACCUUAUAUUAUCAGCCUGGCCUCCUGUAUGGUGGAUCUGUGGAACAUGACUGUAGCGUCCUUCGUGGCAUUGGCUAUUACCUGGAGAGUCUUCUUUGCUUGGCUCCAUUUAUGAAGCACCCGUUAAAAAUAGUUCUACGAGGAGUGACCAAUGAUCAGGUUGACCCUUCAGUUGAUGUUCUUAAGGCGACAGCACUCCCUUUGUUGAAACAAUUUGGGAUUGAUGGUGAAUCAUUUGAACUGAAGAUUGUGCGACGGGGAAUGCCUCCUGGAGGAGGAGGCGAAGUGGUUUUCUCAUGUCCUGUAAGGAAGGUCUUGAAGCCCAUUCAACUCACAGAUCCAGGAAAAAUCAAACGUAUUAGAGGAAUGGCGUACUCUGUACGUGUGUCACCUCAGAUGGCGAACCGGAUUGUGGAUUCUGCAAGGAGCAUCCUCAACAAGUUCAUACCUGAUAUCUAUAUUUACACAGAUCACAUGAAAGGAGUCAACUCUGGGAAGUCUCCAGGCUUUGGGUUGUCACUGGUUGCUGAGACCACCAGUGGCACCUUCCUCAGUGCCGAACUGGCCUCCAACCCCCAGGGCCAGGGAGCAGCAGUACUUCCAGAGGACCUUGGCAGGAACUGUGCCUGGCUGCUGCUGGAGGAAAUCUAUAGGGGUGGAUGUGUAGAUUCAACCAACCAAAGCCUGGCACUACUACUCAUGACCCUUGGACAGCAGGAUGUUUCCAAAGUCCUGCUAGGCCCUCUGUCUCCCUACACGAUAGAAUUUUUGCGGCAUUUGAAGAGCUUUUUCCAGAUUAUGUUUAAAAUUGAAACCAAGCCAUGUGGUGAAGAACUCAAGGGCGGGGAUAAAGUGCUGAUGACCUGUGUUGGCAUUGGUUUCUCCAACCUUAGCAAGACCCUCAAGUGAUAACCAUCACAAGAUAAGGCCCCAGUGCCUCCAGACAAAGCAGACGCUGCCAUGGACACCAAUGGGACCAAGUCCAAAUGGAUUAAUGCAGGACAGGAUAGCCACGUGCUUAAUUUUCUGUGAAGAAAUAUCAAUAUACAAAUAAAAGACAUCUCUGUAGCAUGUGUUUCCAGCUGUUUCUCCAGUGGCGUUGCCAUUGCCCAGGAGGCCCAGUCACCGUGAGAGCUCCCUUGCCUUACCUGGAGGAAGAAUGUGCCUUCAGGCCACAGUCAUGCUGCUAGAACAGUCUCAUAGCUGCAGUUCAGCUGUGCUUCCUCAGCCUACUAUCAUAGACUUCCUUGGCCCUCUGUCAUAUGGCUGUUUUCCAAACCUGUGGAGUCUGUUACUGUUCUUUCUGCAAGGACUUACCUCCUUGAGCCUCGGUUUUUAUUGUAGGGAUUAAAUGAGAUAAUAUGAGUGGCAGCUCUUCAUGAGUCCUGCAGUGCUAUGCAAAUGUCAGAAAUUGGUAUAUUAGACUAUUUAUCUUUUGUCUUCUGAAUGGAUUGCUGUCAUGGACACAGACACUGAUCUUCAUCUGGUUAAUUGGAUGUAUAUAUGAGGGAUGGGUGACUGCAGGGGUCCAAGUAAAGUUAUUGGGAUGUUUUUUAUAUUCUAGGUGUGCUAUACAUUCCUGUUUUAUUUUCACAAUAGCUCUGUGAUGUAAAUGCUAUCUCCAUGAGAAAAUUCUUAAAGAGUGUUUCGUUCCUUUGAAAUGUAUAAUGUAAAGACAUUAAAUCUCCUCAUUUAAGGAUCUAAGUGUAA